Boleophthalmus pectinirostris (great blue-spotted mudskipper) is the source of this 6815-nucleotide messenger RNA. Its product is annotated as DNA-binding protein RFX7. Gene Ontology annotation, molecular function: RNA polymerase II cis-regulatory region sequence-specific DNA binding; DNA-binding transcription factor activity, RNA polymerase II-specific. The coding region runs from base 105 to 4202 and encodes 1365 amino acids. Lineage: Eukaryota; Metazoa; Chordata; Actinopteri; Gobiiformes; Gobiidae. The record is from RefSeq and is a predicted model, not a curated record. The transcript has 8 exons. Gene Ontology annotation, biological process: regulation of transcription by RNA polymerase II.
UAUUGCAAGAUGUUGAGAAGUUUACAGACAUCGAAAAACUCUACCUCUACCUUAAGUUGCCUUCUGGUCCCAGCAGUGGCAAUGACAAAAGUGACCAGAGUUCCAUGUCGUCGAGCCGUACUCAACAAAUGUAUGCUUUCAACUGGAUUCGGAAUCACCUAGAAGAGCAUCCAGAGACGUCCCUUCCAAAGCAAGAAGUUUAUGAUGAAUACAAGAGCUAUUGUGACAAUCUUGGCUACAAUCCACUGAGUGCUGCAGACUUUGGGAAAAUCAUGAAGAAUGUCUUUCCCAACAUGAAGGCGCGUCGACUGGGCAUGAGGGGGAAAUCCAAAUAUUGUUAUAGCGGGUUAAGGAAGAAAGCUUUUGUGCACAUGCCAUCUUUACCCAACCUGGAUCUCCAAAAAUCUGGUGAUGGGUGCGAGUUAAUGGAGCCCAGUGGUCAGUCCCCGAGUGCAGAGGAUGAGAUGCGGUCGGCGGCUUGUGGGCUUGUUUGUGAGUGGGCACAGAAGGUCCUCAGUCGUCAGUUUGAUAACGUUGAGGAUUUGGCCCGCUUCCUUCUCAACAGCCACUACAUCGGUACAAAGUCUAUGGCAGCACUUACUGUAAUGACGGGAACACCAACAGGAAUGAAAACGCCAACUCCAGCAUCCGCGUUUGUGCCCACAGCAGAGGCAAACUCUUUCCAGCCUCAGGUGAAGACCCUGCCCUCUCCCUCCGUUGACGCAAAGCAGCAGCUUCAGAGAAAGAUCCAGAAGAAACAACAAGAACAAAAACUGCACUCCCCUCUGCCCAGUGACGCCCAGGUGAAGAGGACAGAGGCCAGUACUCCCGGCCCAACCAUCCCCUGUGGCAGCCCCGCUCUGCUCUCCCCUCAGCCAACCAUUGGCAUUGUAGUAGCAGCAGUCCCCAGCCCAGUCACGGUACAGAGAAAUAGGCAACUGAUGACCUCACCCAGCCCUGUUGGGACAGCAGAAGGGAAAGUGUUGCCUGUUAACUUCCAAGUCGUUACACAAUCUAUCAAACAAUCACCCAAAACGCCUCAGAAUAUUUCGGCCAGUCCUGUGGGUGACCGCCUGGCACGACACGGGACGAGGUACGCUCAAAUCCUGCCCAAACCCUCCGCCACCAGCGCCAUCACCCUGCGCUCCCCUCCCACGUUACUCAUCACCAACAGCCCCAUAAAGACUGUAAUGCCCACCCCCCACGUUAGCUCAGUCAAUGUGGUGAAGAUGACGGCCAUCGCUCUGGCUCCUAGCAGCAGCAGCACAACUGUGAGACCAGCCUCAGCUGGAGUCAACACCACUGCAGCAUCUGAGGAUUCACAGCCACAUCAGCCACCUGCCGUCAGAACGAGCAUUGCACCUUCAACUUCUGCUCUCUGCACUGACCCAAAGCCUGAACCUGGAGACAUACCUGCUACAGAGAAAAUGGCUGUGAAAGAGGACAGAGUGGCCAAAUUUAGAGCAGCCAGUGAACCGAGCUUCCUGGUGAAGUGUUCCCCGGGACCAGACAAAGGAGGGAGGCUAAAAAGUGACUCCAUAUCCUCUGCUUCUGUAGCUGGGACUCAGGACAGCAAUAACAGUAACUGCCAUGACAGUACCUUGUAUUUGACUGUUGAUAAUCAGAACUCCAAUGGCAACACGUCCGCCAAUGGCUCCUCUGCUGUUUCUCAUGCACUCAAAGACUCUUGCCCAGACACCAAGAGCCCCCGAAAGCGCACAGGCCCGGGCGGAGAGUCGCCUGUGAUUCCUGUCAAAAGGGUUUUCAUCUCCCAGCAGCCUCUGGCUGUAGUCGACAAUCCCAAACCUGGUGUCAGUGCUGCAGUGAAGAGGAUCCCCCGCCCAGGAACACCCGCCCGACCAGAGAGUGCCCCCUGUAAAGUGACUGUGAAGCAAAGCCCCAUAGGACCUCCACAGAUUCUUGCACUGUCCGAUUCGCCCAUCACCCACACUCCGACUGUUGUUAAGCCACAGGCCUUGGUUUUGGUGAAGCCUGAACAGGGCUCUCUCAGCAGUAAUGCCACUGCUGCUGCCGCUGGGAGCUCCGCUGUUGACCAGGCUUUACUGCAGCAGAUCACUGGAGACCCCCGUGCCAUACCAGCCAACUCAGGAGCACACGACGCCUCUGCAAUGAGUGACCUAAAGAGCACAAUCUGGGAGGAGGGACAGCUUGAUGAGCUUCGGAAACAAGCGUUUGCUCAACAGAUACCAGCAGAACACAAACAAGCCCCCACUGACCAGCUUUCCAUUAUAUCUCAACCUGCAGAGGCCUCAGGCCAGCUCACUCUGACACAGGAGAUGGUUGACUUUGCAGGUUCUCAGUCCAACAUGGACUACUUUCCCUUCAAUGAUGAUGACAUGACACAAGAUAGCAUUGUGGAGGAGCUAGUCCAAAUGGAGGAGCAGAUGAAACUGAAAGGUUUGUUCGGUGGUUGUGUUGAAGUGGCACUUCAAGGCCAGACCCAAAAUAAUCAGACCUCAAUACUUAAUACUCAUCAGACAGGCACUACCUUCUACCACUCUGCACACAGCAGCACCACUCCUGUUCAGACACCCACCCCAACCCCUACGCCCACUCCGACACCCACCCCCACGUCAGAGAUGACAUUGGCACACACGCUGACCAGAGAGAGCCCCUGCUCUCGUAUGGCCCCCAUCACACCUGUAGACAGCUCCAUGGGUCGCCACACACCAAUCAGCACACCUCUGUCCAACUGCAGCAGUAGUGUGCCUCCCAGUCCAGUCGAGUGCAGGAACCCUUUUGCUUUCACACCCAUCAACUCCAGUAUGACAGGUUACCAUGAUGCCAGUAUUGUGUCCAGUAGUCCGGUUAAACCCAUGCAAAGGCCAAUGGCGACACACCCAGACAAGGCCAAAUUAGAGUGGAUAAACAACCGUUACAACAGCAGCACUAGUUCAGGGCCCGUGAACAACCAUAGCAUUGGCAUUCUGCCUAGUUACCAAGACCUGGUAGAUGACCAGUUUCGCAAGCCACAUGCCUUUGCUAUCCCAGGCCAGUCAUUUCAAGCACAGUCCCGACAGGAUGCUGCUCACCUUGGACGUUUGACCCCAAUCUCUCCUGUUCAGCAACAACAGCAGCAGCAACAGCAGCAGCAGGCAACAGGUGUCACCACUCCCACUAAACAGGAGAGCUUUGCUGUCCCCGCCCCUUUGGAUAACAAAGUUUCCACCUCCUCUGCAUCCAGUACUUUCCGUUGUCGAAGUGUUAGCCCUGCAGUUCGACAGAGGGACUCUGGUGGUAAUUCUGGCCCUCCCACCACACCCACCAACACAGCCUCAACAGCACGAGCCGUUGUGUCACCCUUUAGCUCCCCCAUCACUUCUGAGGUGCUAAGCAUCCUGUCCAACUCACAGGCAGUCAGCUCGGUCCACAGUAUGGUGCAGAGGAGCCAGUCUGUACCUUUAAACAUUAUGAUGCAGAGUGAGAUGCUGCCGGUGCAGCAGAGUAACACCGCCAAAAUAACGAACGUUCUCCUCAGUAAGAUGGAGGCCGACGGGGAUGAGUCUGUUCGUGGCCUGGGCAUUAACAACCUUCCCUCCAACUACACUGCGCGCAUGAACCUCACACAGAUCCUUGAGACCACUCCUGCCUUCGCUGGAGCAGCUUCCCACCAGAGCCAGCUGCCUGUCAGCUCCAGCCCUGCUGCCUUCGAGCUCCAGCAGCACGGUUACCUCAGCACGGGCAGCGGAGAGACGGCCUUCUCAUCCGGGGAGGCCCAAGCACAAACGGGGCCGAGUGAGCCGGAGCCGCCCCCGCCGCUCCAGGACAGUCCCACACAGACACAGCUCCUCCUCCAGAGCACACCGCAGCAGGACGCGGAGGAUGAGCAGCAGCAGCUGGAUUUCAACAACACUGUCAAAGACCUGCUGGGAGAGGACGGCCUGAAUCCCAGCUCUCAGCUGGUGGGGCAGGUAGCGUCCGAGCUCAAUGCAGUAGCGUCGGAUUUCUCCAGUGACAUCAGGCUGCCCUCAGAUCUGUCCAGUAGCAUCACUGAUCUCAAUACGCUAGACACCAACCUGCUGUUUGACCCGAACCAGCAGCAGGAACAAUAUGAAGACUCGACACUGGAAGAACUGAAAAACGACCCGCUGUUUCAGCAGAUAUGCAGUGAUACUGUGAACUCUGGUUUUGACUGGCUUGAGAGCAAAGACCAGCCAACGACAGUAGAGAUGUUGGGCUAAGGAUCUUUAAUUCUAUGUUUGUUUGGUGCAUAUGUAGUAUAUCUGUUUUCUUAAGAAUAGUUUGUUGGGAUUUGUCUGGACUUUGCCAUUAGUUCUGUUCAUAGUGCCAGAGUCACCAGAAAAUAUCUACAACAUUUAGUUACUGCUCUACUUUUCAUUUGUCAGCCAGAAAAUCCUCCACAUCUUAAAAUGAAAACAUUUGAAGUAUCAUAAUUGUUUCUACAGCAACAUACAAGUGCAGGCAAGUAUGCUAUGAACAUUUAAGAGAAACAGAAUCUUCCAUGUUAUUUCAAAUCAAUAAUGCAAUAUUUGUGUUAAAUUGUUAUUUAAAUUUGUAAGUAGAGAAAUUGGCACAAUACGUCACCAAAAAUGUAUGCUAUACCUUGUGUUCAUUGUGUGCAGUAGUACAACUUUAAUCAAAUUAGGUUAAAGUUUAUGCACAGAAUAGCUGUAGUACAUUUGCCUGCCAUAUCUUAAUAUAAACGGUAGCAACUUUUGCUGCCAGGUGCUGAAUUUACAACAUAAUCUUUAUACUUUAUCAUAUACCAAAUCAGUGGAAAGCUGAUUUACAUCUAAGCAUUGUCCAAGUGUGACAUUUUCUUACUGUUUAAUAUCUUAAAGGGAGUAGAUGAAUCAGUAGGCAGAAGAUGGGAGUUUUAGGCCGCUUUGUGGACUAAUACAUUUAAAGGAAUCAACAACUGGCUGCCUUAUCCCCAAAGUCCAUGGCCUUAAACCAUCCAUAGAGAUUGACUGUAUAUAGUACAAUGUCAAAGUCUGAACCACCCAGAGCUUCAUCAUAUCAAGGCAGCUGUUGCUCUGUUGAUCUUUUCACUACUAUUUCUUGUUCUGUUUUCUUCUGCCGUGUUACCGUGUAAAUGUUUUUGUAUAGGUUGUGUGCCCUAAUGGAGAUUAAGGAAUUCAAUAUGCUCAUUAUUCACCCAACCAUGGAAGGCACACAUAGAGUCUUGAGAUUUCCUUUGGCAUGCUAGACUCCCAGCGCAGAUUAUAUUAUCAAUGGUAUGGAGAAGGCUUUAGUUGUAGGCUUUAGGCUGAAACCCUGUCAUCUGCAAAUCAAGAGGAAUCCAGCCUUAUAUCCAUACCAAAGAUGAUUUUUAAUACCAUAAGAGAUUAGUACAUCUGAGGAACAUAAAGAACAAUGGGACUGGGCUGCCUAUGAGAUAUUUAAGAGUUUAAUUAAUUAAGUUGCAUAAAUCUUAUGUACAGUAUGUAAAUUAGUGAAUCGGUCACUAUGAUUUAUAGGUAAUCGUGGACCUGAAAGCAUGUUGAAACCAUCACUGCUAGCCAGGUAGGCUCCGUGAUACAGUAGGAUGCUUGCUUGAGUUUUUGGCUAUCGUCAAUGUUGUAUAAGUCAUGUUUAAGCUCCAUUUGUAAAUAGAAUAGAUACAUAGAGAUUUGAUGUAUCAAGACACUAUAUUAUGGCCAUUAUUCUACCUAAUUAUGUGCCAUUUAAAAGAAAAAAUCAUAACAGAUCUAUAGUCGCAAGAUACUGUAUGUUGUGUGUUACAUUUUUGGCUCGAUGUGUUGUAACAGUAAUGCUGUCUGGUCUCGCUUGCUGAUUUUACUUUCUUUUUGUUUUCUAUUCAAAGAUAAUAGGUCUCUGCAGUUGCAGAAGUGAUGUUUUGCUUUGAGCAGGAUCAAUAGCAUGGUAUAUUGAGAAAAAAGUUGUGAUACUGUUAGCUGGUUCAGACAUCUCUGUGACAGACUUUGUGCUCGGAGCCUUUGAGCAGACACUGGAAAAUAACUAUUACUCAUGUUUCAACUCUGGAGGUUCACCUUUUUGCACUAAAUUUUUAUGACACAUGGCUUUGACACAUCUUAAUGGACAAAUGAAAUGAUGGAUGCCCGUAAAAAUGAAUAGAAAAUAUAUGGUGAGUAAGGAAAUUGUCAGUAAAUGACUAAUUGUCUUGUAGCAAAAUGUGCAUUAAUCUCAGUGAGAUACACAUUUCUUACUCAUUCUCAUACAUGAGAAUAUAAGCAUUGAGGGAAAAAGUUGAAAACCUUUUGAAACCUACAUGCUCAUUAUGUUGAUAAAUGAUUGUACGCACGCACGUGUGAUGAUUUCUGUUGUAUUUUGUAUUCUUGAUAACCACUGUCUUCUGUGAUUUGGGCAGGUUCUGUUAAACCAGACUGGCAGUGCUAGUUUCAUGAGUUACAUUACUUUUGUUGUGUGCUGUUUACUAAGUUAAUGUUCUUAACGUUAUGUUGAUGACUGUUUUGUUGUUUGUUUAUAUUUUACAUAUUUUGUUUUUGCAAAAAAAGCAUUUGUGAAGAAAUUUUACAUUGUUCUUAACUUUUCUUUUACAACAAGGCACUGAUUUUUGAAAUUUGGAUGAAGGAAUUGCACCUCUUAUGAGUACAAGAGCUCCAUCAAGCAGUGACUUUGAACUUUCCCUUUGACUGACCCAGAUCCAACUGUUUGACUGUCCAUUUCUACAGUAGAAGAACCCUCCUCUGUGAUGUUGUCUGGUGUACUGCUUAAUGUACAGUAGCUUGUUAAUAUUGCAAACGCGUUGUUUCUUUUUCAAUGGAAAGUACUCACUGGUGAGAUUUUUAAAGUGGUUUUAAAAGCCAAUAAACUUUUUUAAAGAAUGA